Sciurus carolinensis (gray squirrel) is the source of this 4923-nucleotide messenger RNA. RefSeq names its product G protein-coupled receptor 156 (gene Gpr156). Gene Ontology annotation, molecular function: G protein-coupled GABA receptor activity. The record is from RefSeq and is a predicted model, not a curated record. NCBI's taxonomy places the organism in Eukaryota, Metazoa, Chordata, Mammalia, Rodentia, Sciuridae. Gene Ontology annotation, biological process: G protein-coupled receptor signaling pathway; gamma-aminobutyric acid signaling pathway. Gene Ontology annotation, cellular component: G protein-coupled receptor heterodimeric complex; membrane.
CCGCGCACUCCGCAGAGGCCGGCGUCGCGGUCCCGCCGCCUCCACGCCGGCUCCCGGCGGGGCGAUGGGCGCAGGUUCCUGUCCGCCCUGUACCUCCGGGUCCCUCCGAGCGCCGCGAACCCACGAGAGACCGGGAACCUCGGGCGGCCCGCGGACAACGCGCUUGGCGCUCCUUGGCGGUCCGAGACCCGGUGAGGCCCAGUGUGACAGUAUUUGGAACAGUGACUGCCCUCUGGUGGUGAGCCAGAAUCGUCACUUUCUGUGACCUAAAGGUUACCAAGAUGACCACUCUUGGCACACGUGGUACCCUCUAGCAGCAAGGGACCAGUUGAAGGAUGUCUGAUGUUGGAGUAUGUCUGAUAAAGGAGCCAAAGGAAAUAAACCUUUGCUUCCUCCCGAAUUGGUUAUUGAUUCCGGAUUUCAAGCCAGGAGCCAGCUCCAAAAUGGGGCCUCUGAAGAAAAGAUUGGAGUUGCUUUUGUGUUUUAGUCAAAGGUCUGCCUCCUUACCAGUGGAUGACCAAGACUGUAAAUAAGUGCACACCAAGAGGGUAUGUGGUGACAUGGAGCCUGAAAUAAACUGCUCUGAAUUUUGUGACAGUUUUCCUGGCCAGGAACUGGAUCAGAGGCCCCUUCAUGAUCUCUGCAGGACAACAAUUACCUCUUCCCAGCACAGCAGUAAGACUGUCCCUUCAUUAUCUCCUGCCCUCUUGGGUGUUAUUUGGACUUUUCUCAGCUGUGGACUACUUCUGAUACUCUUCUUCCUUGGCUUCACAAUUCGCUGCAGGAAGAACAGGAUUGUGAAGAUGUCCAGUCCCAAUCUGAACAUUGUGACCUUACUGGGCAGUUGUCUGACUUACAGUAGCGCUUACCUCUUUGGGAUUCAAGAUGUUUUUGUGGGGAGCUCAAUGGAAACUCUCAUUCAGAUAAGACUGUCCAUGCUGUGCAUUGGGACCUCCCUUGUGUUUGGCCCUAUUCUGGGGAAGAGCUGGCGACUCUACAAGGUGUUUACCCAGAGAGUCCCGGACAAGAGAGUGAUUAUCAAAGACCUGCAGUUGCUGGGGUUGGUGGCGGCCCUGUGAUGGCUGAUUGAUCUUCUCCUGACAUGGGUGCUGACUGAUCCCAUUCAGUGCCUCCAGAUCCUCGGUGUCAGCAUGACGGUGACAGGGAGAGAUGUGUCCUGCUCUUUCACCAACACACACUUCUGUGCUUCACGGUACUCUGAUGUCUGGAUUGCUCUCGUUUUGGGAUGCAAGGGGCUGUUCUUGCUGUAUGGUGCCUACCUGGCUGGCCUGACAGACCAUGUCAGCUCUCCUCCUGUGAAUCAGUCCCUAACCAUCAUGGUUGGGGUCAACCUCCUGGUACUGGCUGCAGGACUGCUCUUUGUAGUCACCAGAUACUUACACUCCUGGCCCAACCUGGUCUUUGGACUCACAUCUGGAGGCAUCUUUGUUUGCACAACCACAAUCAACUGCUUCAUCUUCAUUCCUCAGCUGAAGCAAUGGAAGGCAUUUGAAGGGGAAAACCAAACAAUCAGACACAUGGCCAAAUAUUUCAGCACUCCCAGCAAGAGCUUGCAUACCCAGUUUGAUGACGAACAGACUUGCCACCUGAGAGGAGAGAAGAGCUCCAUGGAGAGGCUCCUCACAGAGAAAAAUGCUGUGAUUGAAAGCCUGCAGGAACAAGUAAACAAUGCCAAAGAGAAGCUGGUGAGGCUGAUGUCUGCUGAGUGCACCUAUGACUCCUCAGAGUGGGCUGUCCCACCCACCUCUUUCCAGGGCAAGGAGGUCCCAGCUACAGUCUCUGCCAAUGAUCUCACAGCUCAGAGACCUUCAGAAUGUCCCUCUCCCUCUCAGAAUGAUGUGGACACAGCUGCCCAGGACUUCCAGUGUACUUCAGUGCCCUCCCCACACAUGCAGAGCCUUGGGGCAUCUGGGAGGGACACCAGGCCCUCCCCAGGCCAAAAGGAAAAGAUGCCUGACUUGAAAGACUUUUCUGGUCAUCUAGACUUGGGUUGUAGCCAGAAGCCACAGGCUGAGCAAAGACAAAGUCCAGAAAAUAGAGACCAGGGACCUGAGGCCCCCAGCCAGAGUCUUGUACUAAGUGGAGGGGCCUCUGGUCUCCAGAGACAAAGGCAGAGCUCAGAGGCUUCCCCAGAGAGACUGCCUAGGGUCAGUUCAGCAGUCAGGGAAAAACUUCAGGAAGUCUUACAAGAACUGGCCCUGGGCCCUGAGGCUCCCUUCUCUGCUUCCCCAUCUCGUCCUCUGCAGAUCUGGAAAAGCAGUGCUGCCCGCAGCCCCCAGAAGAUGCCCCUUUCCAGGGAGCUGGGCUUCAGCCCAUAUGUGGUGAGGAGGAGGUGGGCAGCUCAGCGGGCCCGCUCACACUUUUCUGGCUCUGUACCCUCCUAUGUGAGGCAACAGGCAGAUAAGACCGAUUCUGGGGCACACAGUAGGCUGAAUGUGCAGAGUGGGGACAACCCCCGGCUGUACCUCCAAACUGCUGAUUCUAAGUUACUAAGGCUUUCUUCCAGGAAUCCUUCACUACUUCCAGAUCCUCAAGGGAGACCAGGCCCCCUGGAGGGCAGCAAAGGCCAGACAGAGCUCCAGGGGGCCGAAGAGAGCCACGCAGCCUUUCCUCACCAGCCUUCUGCCUCUGCCCAAGCACAGAGUCCCACUGCCUCACGCCUACCCCACUCACCAGACCUGCCUGAGCAGCAGCAGCUUUGGCCCCCAGGCUUCCCUGGCUGUCCCUUCCUGUCUUCUCAGUGCAACUACCUUGACACUGAGUCCAGCAGCUCAGAUGAGUUCUUCUGCCGCUGCCACCGACCCUACUGUGAGAUCUGCUUCCAGAGCUCCUCUGAUUCCAGUGACAGUGGUACCUCAGACACUGACCCUGAACCUUCUGGAGGGUUGGCAUCCUGGGAAAAGCUGUGGGCCCGCUCCAAGCCCAUUGUGAACUUCAAAGAUGACUUGAAACCCACACUGGUAUGAAAAUCAGCAGGGGUUAGUCUAGAUAUAAAGGUCAGUCCAGCUGGAGCCUAUAGAAGGAAAGCCAGAUCCUGGUUUGGGGAACAGCCAGACCAGUGCCCCGCAUCUGACCAGCUCUAACUGUGUUUCAGCUGUGCUCUCUGUUACUUUAAGAACUUCUUGAUCAUAAAAAGAGAGAUAUUACCUGUCUUGCUACUACCUCACAGCAUUACUGUCAAAGACUCCAGUUGAGUGACUAUAGAAGAUAACAACCCCUGGAAUAAAAUUUUUAGUGCUAAAUGAGCACAUGGAGUUUUCUGUCCAUGUCAGCCUGCAUUCUACGGAACUCUUAAUGUACCAGAUAGACGAUCGGAUGGACAGGAAAAUGGAGAGGUUUCUGCAGAACCUAAGCUGUGGACUGUGACUCAUCAUCUGACCUUUUGGUGGACAGACCUUCCAGGAGAAAAGUCUCCUAUGCUGGGCAUCCCAGCUACUUGGGAAGCUGAGACAGGAGGAUUGCAAGUUCAAGGUCAGCCUGGGCAAUUUAGUGAAGACUUCAGGAACUCAAUAAGACCCUGUUUCAAAAUAAAAAUAAAAAGGGCUAGGGAUAUGGCUCAGUAAUAGAGCAUCCCUGGGUUCAAUCCCCAGUAUCAACAAACAAACAAAACCAGGUGACUCUUCUAUAUCCUUGGUCCUUCCAACCCCGGAGGGAUGGGUUUCUUUCCACUGAAGGUUGUAAACAGCACCACCCCUGAAUUCCAGCUUUUAAUCAGAUGCAGCCCAGAGGCCCCAGGUUCCAUCUUCCUUUCUGGCAUCUCACUCACCAUCAUCCUCAAGGCAGUCUGGUCUCCAUGUGCCCACGGGUGACCCAGAUCUCGUUCCUAGGCUAAAAUAGUACCUGAGGCCCUGAAUGUCUUCUGAUCCUAAAGCCCACGCCCUGACUCUCCCAGUGCUGUGGUGUUGUGUGGGGGAAGCAUGUUCCAGCAAUUUCUUUCGGGACAGGGAGGCCCUGCUGGUCAAGAGGUGCUUUCAAUACCAUUGGGAUUACAUGACCACCAAAGAUACAUAAACCUGGAAACAAAAUAGGGACAUAGAAAGGAAGAAAUGGAUGACAAGAAGGCUAGGAAGAAAAUAGGUUGUGAACUUUUCGCUUGAGUCUGGCUCAGUUCUUGACAGUAUCAAAUUUCAGUAAUUCCUAUGAUAAUCCUGUGAAGUAGACACUCUUCUUUUUACAAAUGGGGAAUAUGAGACUUAGAUAAAUGAGGUGAUUUCCCCAGUACCAUGCUGCUGGAGAAUGGCUGCUGGAGAACUGACACACAGCUCCUAGGACUCCAAGUUGUGGAUUUCCCUAGGGACACAUCUCUUCACUCAUUCUUCUGCAAGUGGUAGGUGAGGCUUGUCAGGCAGACAAUAAAGCAAGGGUAGUGUGAGAAGCUGAGAUGGGCUCACCCCACCGUCCAAAGUAACAAAACUGGGGCUCUCACCUCCCUCCGGAAGCAGGCCUCCACUUCCUCCCUGCUGCAGGGCACACCUGCACCUCCAAGGGAGUCAGAGAGUUGGUAGAGGAUGAGUGCCAGGAACUCCUCCACUGCCAAAGCCACAGGGAGAGCACAGCUGGGUUCCCUUUGCUUGAUGCUGAACUGGUAGACGUUCGCAGGCCGUGCCCUGCCCCCACACCCACGCAGGCAGCUGUGGGCGUGCGCAGGUUUUCAUGAAGGAGUUCGGGCCUCAGAAGGAAAUGUUGGGCACUAAAUGUCUCACAGAUUUGUCACAGACUCUAGGGGCCUGUUGAUACCUCGUGACCCUCCUCCCCGCUCCAGAUGCUGAACCUCCUGUAGGCCCUCCUGCUAGCAUAGCUUCUUUUGUCACCUGCUUUUAAAUACAUAUUUCAUAAUUUAUUCUGUGUGUGGAUUUGUAGUUUCUGUGUGUGCUGUUUGUGUGCUGUCAAGUGGUACCUAAA